Molecule: messenger RNA, 1026 nt
Organism: Pistacia vera
Lineage: Eukaryota; Viridiplantae; Streptophyta; Magnoliopsida; Sapindales; Anacardiaceae
Exons: 4
Coding region: 1-1026 (341 amino acids)
Biological process (GO): regulation of flower development
Cellular component (GO): nucleus
Molecular function (GO): protein binding
Source: RefSeq, a predicted model, not a curated record
AUGUCUUCUGAUUUUUAUGAUUCUGAUAACUCCAUUUACUGCCAACAUUCAAGCCCAGAAAUGGCCUCUUUUGGUGCUGCAGACCCUAAUUUUUACACUGAACCUUUUUCUCCUUUCUUUGAUUCUUCCCUUGAUAUCUUUCAAGCAAUCUCAAACUCAAACAUCACCUCAAUAAUAAAUCCAAAUCAACCGGUUGAUGAGUCUUCCUUAAUGGACCAAGUUGCACAUACUAUUCUUUCUUCUUCGCCGCCAAGUCACCUUCUUGAAAAUCUGAGCCUUUGCCAAUCUACUUAUUUGCAGCCUUUUGCAAAAGGGUACCAAGAUUUCUCUAGUUUAGACGCCAUGGAAGUCAAAAGAGAGGAGUCUUUGGUGGGUUUUGAUUCUUGUUGUAAUCAACAACAACGAUCCUUUGUUCCUCACAGUCAUAGUGGUGUUGAAAAUGUAGCAAAGUAUACGCAGAUGAGUUAUAGAAUCAAUUCUUUCGAUAAUAAGUCUGGUUUGCCCUUUCAACCUCGCUUUGAUAUUCUGAUGGAGCCUCCGAAUUUCCACAACCAAGCCCUGAGUUCACCUAGAAGUAAUUUUUUCAGUGGAGAUUUACAAAAUAUAAGAACAGCACAUAAAACACAGAGGUCUUUUUCAAGACAUUUAGCAACAGAGAGCCCAUUUAGCGAGGAAGCAAACUUCAAAGUUGGGCGUUGCAGUGCUGAAGAAAGACAAGAAAAGAUUUUGAAGUACAGAGCUAAACGAAAUAAAAGGAACUUCAAGAAGAUGAUUAAGUAUGCAUGCCGCAAAACGCUAGCGGACAACCGACCACGUAUACGUGGCAGAUUCGUAAGCAACGACGAAAAUGGAGAGAUUCCAAAGCUACAUGUUCGAGUUCGACCAGAAAUGAAGGCGAAGACGAGCUCUGGCUUUCGUGCGUUGCAUGAAAAAGAAGAUCAUGUGACAAUGAGAGAAGCAGCUUUUGUGAGCAGUUCCGGUAUUAUGGCUGCUUUGGAGAUAGAUGGUGAAGCUUUUUCCAAUUAG